Messenger RNA from Chrysemys picta bellii (western painted turtle), 861 nucleotides. RefSeq names its product chromosome 1 C11orf42 homolog (gene C1H11orf42). Lineage: Eukaryota; Metazoa; Chordata; Testudines; Emydidae. The record is from RefSeq and is a predicted model, not a curated record.
AUGGCGGACAGCGGGCCCUCGGCACUGGAGAUCGGGGAGGCCGAUGCCAACUGGGCGCUUAUCAGAGACAAGGUGGUCGAGGAGCGCUUUGGCCCUGUCGCGGUGCCCGUGCCCUUCCUGGAGGACGCGGCGGCCUACGACCUGCUGAGCGUGCUGGUGAGGAAGCCGGGCCGGGCGCGGCGGCUGCUGGGGCGGGCCCGGCCCCUGGUGCCGGUGGGGGCGCUGGCGCAGCUGGUGCAGCAGGGGCUGGAGCCGGGGGCGCUGGCGUGCUGCACGCGGGAAUACAGGGCGCGGGGCGAGGCGCACUACGAGGAGACGCGGCUGGUGGCGGGCGCCCCCUGCCACAUCCAGCUGCAGCUGGCCAGCGUGCACAAGAAGGUGGCCUUCCUGGCCCUGCGCCCCGGCCAGCUGGCGCUGCGCCCCGACCUGCCCUGGCUCCGCGGCCUGCGCAGCCUCUACCUCCUGCAUGAGGUCUUCUACUGCGGCGGGCUGGCGCUGGCCGUCAGGCGGGGGCAAUGCCAGCGCACCCUGCGCCUGCCGGGGCCCCGGCCCCUCGCUUUCUGCUGCCUCAAGUUCGCCCUCGGCCCCCGCGGCCUCCUUGGCCCCCAGAAACCCCUGGGGCCUGCGCUGCCCGCCCGGGCCGCCUGGCUCAAGCUGCCCGUGCCGGAGCCCCCGGCCCCUCCCGCCGAGAGCAAGAGCAGCCCCGAGGGCCAGAGCCCCUUCUGCAGGGCCGCCAGGACAGGGAAGUGGCCGUUCGCCAGGCGCCGCGCCCAGCCAGCUGCCCCCCGGCGUGGGGACCCCGACCGGCAUGCCAUGUCCCUGCCCCUGCUGCCGAGCACCGAGUCCGACAGCGACGGCUGA